CAAUAACUGUGGAAAUCAAGCCAGAGAGGGCCGGCCUAUUCUCACAUCGUUGUCGUCAGCAGCAGCAUCAUGUCCCGCUUCCUGUCCGAGCCGAUCACGACCAAGCACUCGCAUCAACUCACAGCGCCCAAGCUGAAUCUGAACAUCGGAUACAGCUCCAUGCAAGGGUGGCGUGACACCAUGGAAGACGCGGAUGUGGUGGAGAUUGACAUCCCCGGUAACGUCAACGGCGCGUGCUUUGCCAUCUUCGACGGACACGGAGGCGACCACGUCGCCAAGGCAGUGGCCAAGGAAAUCAUUCAGAACAUUGCCGACACGGACGACUUCAAGCGCUUCGACGGCACCGACCACCGCGUGAUGGUGACAGCGUUGAGCCAAGGGUUCCUCAAGACCGACGAAUCGAUCCGCAACAACGAAGCCGUCGGCGGCAACGCGGACGAAGUUGGCGCCACGGGUCUCCUCGUGAUUGUCACGGAAAAGCACAUCUUCUCGGCCAACAUCGGGGACUCUCGAUGCAUCUUGAGCAAGAGCCAGAACCAAUCGCCGAUCCAGAUGUCCCUCGACCACAAACCCGACCACGAAACCGAGAAGCUUCGCAUCGUCGCGGCCGGCGGCACCGUGUUCCGCGGGCGCGUGUGCGGCGGCGUGGCCGUGAGCCGCAGCUUCGGGGACUACUGGUUCAAGCGCAACGAAGAAGGCAAGCCGGACAAGAAGCCGUGGGAGCAUCUCGUGAUCGCCGAGCCCUGCGUGAACGUCCAGCCGCGCGACCUGAUCAAGGACGAGUUCCUCGUGUUAUGCUGCGACGGCAUCUACGAUGUCAUGUCGAACGAGCAGGUCCAGCGUUUUGUGCGCGACCGAUUCAAAGCAGGCAAGAGCCCCAAGGAAGUGAGCGAGCUACUCAUGGACGAGUGCCUGAACAAGGGCAGCCGCGACAACAUGAGUGUCAUCAUCGUCGUGUUUAAUGCCAAGAAGAAAUAAUAACCCCAAUCUACUCUAGAUUGCUCGUGCAAUAUAUAUAUAUAUAUUAUAUAUAUAGAUAGAUACAU
This is a messenger RNA of Aphanomyces astaci, 1046 nucleotides long. RefSeq lists its product as hypothetical. The record is from RefSeq and is a predicted model, not a curated record. The coding region runs from base 70 to 978 and encodes 302 amino acids. Lineage: Eukaryota; Oomycota; Saprolegniomycetes; Saprolegniales; Verrucalvaceae. Gene Ontology annotation, molecular function: protein serine/threonine phosphatase activity. The transcript is spliced from 3 exons. Gene Ontology annotation, biological process: protein dephosphorylation.